Molecule: messenger RNA, 960 nt
Organism: Pichia membranifaciens NRRL Y-2026
Lineage: Eukaryota; Fungi; Ascomycota; Pichiomycetes; Pichiales; Pichiaceae
Exons: 1
Coding region: 1-960 (319 amino acids)
Cellular component (GO): nucleus; cytoplasm
Molecular function (GO): protein serine/threonine phosphatase activity
Source: RefSeq, a predicted model, not a curated record
AUGUCAACCGAAAUACAAGAAGCAGACGUUGACUCUAUAAUCGACAGAUUAUUGGACGUCAGAGGCUCAAGACCUGGCAAGCAAGUCCAACUACAAGAAAACGAAAUCAAAUAUCUCUGUACAAAGGCAAGAGAAAUAUUCAUCCAGCAACCAAUCCUUUUGGAAUUAGAAGCCCCAAUCAAAAUCUGUGGUGAUAUUCACGGUCAGUAUUACGACCUAUUGAGAUUGUUUGAGUAUGGAGCUUUCCCACCAGAAGCAAACUACCUAUUCUUAGGUGAUUACGUCGACAGAGGUAAGCAAUCCUUAGAAACCAUCUGUCUCUUGUUGGCCUAUAAAAUCAAAUAUCCUGAAAAUUUCUUCAUCUUAAGAGGUAAUCACGAAUGUGCCUCAAUUAAUAGAAUUUACGGAUUUUACGAUGAAUGUAAAAGACGUUAUAACAUCAAGUUAUGGAAAACUUUCACAGAUUGUUUCAACUGCUUACCAAUUGCCGCUAUAAUCGAUGAAAAGAUCUUCACGAUGCAUGGUGGCUUGUCUCCUGAUUUGAAUACUAUGGAACAGAUCAGAAGAAUUAUGAGACCAACAGAUAUACCUGAUGUCGGGUUAUUAUGUGACUUACUUUGGUCUGAUCCCGAUAAAGAUAUAAUGGGCUGGAGUGAGAAUGAUAGAGGUGUCUCUUUCACUUUUGGACCUGAUGUCGUUUCGAGAUUCUUGCAGAAACAUGAUAUGGACCUAAUCUGUAGGGCUCAUCAAGUCGUUGAAGAUGGAUACGAAUUUUUCAGUAAAAGACAAUUGGUCACAAUCUUCUCUGCUCCAAACUACUGUGGUGAAUUCGAUAAUGCUGGUGCCAUGAUGAGUGUUGAUGAAAGUUUGUUAUGCUCUUUCCAGAUUUUGAAACCAGCAGAGAAAAAGAAAUAUCAACCAAUUGCUUCAUCGAAGAAAAGGCCAGGUAGAAUAUAUUGA